Molecule: messenger RNA, 2998 nt
Organism: Nematostella vectensis (starlet sea anemone)
Lineage: Eukaryota; Metazoa; Cnidaria; Anthozoa; Actiniaria; Edwardsiidae
Product: multiple epidermal growth factor-like domains protein 6
Exons: 2
Coding region: 255-1802 (515 amino acids)
Source: RefSeq, a predicted model, not a curated record
CUUUUCCCGAUCAAUUACUGUUUCCAGUCCCUCGGUCCAACUCGGCCAAUCUCACUUAGUGAGUCCGUCAUAAAUCUCGGCUAGGGGAGACGUAAAAAAAAUCAACGAGACUGAGAGACAGUGUGGAAAUCUGUGUAGGAGGACUGAAUAAGGAAAAAGAACAGUCGCCCGCCAGCCACAGCAAAUAACAAAGGCGCACUGUUAUCAGAAAACCUCGCUCAAAUACACGGGGGACGAUCAAAACCAGAUUUGAGAUGGGCAUCGUAACGUACAUUGUCGUUGCCAUGGUAAUUCCCAUCUCGAUCAUUGACACUAAGACGAUCAGCCGCUGUGCAGCAAACAAGAUCCGCGCCUGCAGACAGCACUUUAUUUAUGGCAAGUUUGACGUGACCUGCUUCCACGUGAGUAAGAACUGCGACCAGAAAUGCAUCUCGGCAGGGUGCACCCUGCACUGCGACACGCCCAAACACUGCCGCCAGAAAUGCCUUUCAAGCGGAUGCAAGAAAAUGGUUUGUAACGCUGCUAAAUGCACGCAAAUGUGUGCGCGCAGUCGAUGUAACAUGGAAUGCAAUGCGGGAAAAUGUAAGCAGACGUGUGAAGGGGGGUCGUGUACUAUGGCAUGUCCGCCAAAUGCGAGGAAGUGUCUGCAGACGUGUAAUGGAGGCGGGUGUCACAUGACCUGCCCACGUGGUGUGGGCUACUGCCACCAGACAUGCGCACAUGGCCGAUGCUUCAUGAGCUGUGACGGGAAGGAGUGCGUGAGAAAGUGCGGAGAAAACGGCGAGUGCCAGUACUCGCGUGAGCCCGAGCCCCCCAGGCAAAUCGAGUACAAGAAAAUCCGGGAGUGCCGGGUAGCGAAGGGAGGGAUCUGCCACCAGAAAUGCCCCUUCCAGUGGUGUGACCUGAACUUCAGCAAGCGUGACGAUAAGCGUGACGGCAAGCAGGUGUGUAUCGGAGGCUCGUGUUUGUUCCGGUGUAACUCCAAGGGGGGACGCUGUUGGCAGGAUUGCACGGGCGGGAAAUGCCUAAAUAUGUUCUGUAACUCAAGGAUGUGUAUCCAGUCGUGCGGAGGCGGGGGAUGCAAGAUGAGGUGCAACGCGCUCAAGUGCCAUCAGAUUUGUGUAGGCGGUGGCUGUUCCAUGGAGUGCGAUAGAAAAUCCAAGAAGUGCUAUCAGUCGUGCCAAGGUGGACACUGCACAAUGAAGUGUAAAGCCCCGAGGUGCUACAAGCUAUGUGACAGCAAGACUUGUAUAAUUCCCACUAAGGCACCUCCCUUGCCGCGCGAAUGUAAAACUCUGAGGGGCGAUAGCUGCAAACAAGAAUGUAAGACAGCCAAGUGCGCGCUGACUUGCAAGGGAAAGGGUACAUACGGGUCCUGCGAUCAGACUUGCGAGCGAGGGAAAUGUCAGCUGAGAUGCAACACACGCGAGAACUGUAAGCAGACGUGCAAGGAAGGGAAAUGCUUGACUAUGAGCUGCAAGGCAAAGAAUUGUGACCAGGAAUGCCCGGGAAACCAAUGCCGCAUGGCCUGCACGUCUGAUAAGUGCCGUCAAGUCUGCGCAGGGCGUAGCUGCAGCAUGGAGUGCGCGCGCGGCACACGCGAGUGCCACCAGGAGUGUAAGGGAGGCGGCUGCGUGUUCAACUGCCGGGGGAAGAAGUGUUCUUAUUCCUGCGAGGGUGGUGGGUGUAUCACACGCGUGGCCGAAGAGUUGGAUGGUGACACAAACUCGGUGACGGAUCGUGUCUAUUUAUUGUCGCUCAUUCCAUUAAAGAAACACAACAACCGGCGUGAAGUGGCGUGAAGUAAAGUUUAACGCAUGGUUUAACGGUAUAUCUAAGGCAGUACGGAUACAUUAAACAACAAAAAGAAAGAUCAAAGGCAUUUACCCAGGAUGGUCUUGAAGGUUGUCUAUCCUGGCAAUAAGUGAAGCACAAGGGUACAAACAUAACGACACAGCGAGUGAAGCAGGGUACAAACAUGACGAUACAGCGAGUGAAGCAGGGUACAAACAUGACGAUACAGCGAGUGAAGCAGGGUACAAACAUAACGACACAGCGAGUGAAGCAGGGUACAAACAUGACGAUACAGCGAGUGAAGCAGGGUACAAACAUAACGACAAAGCGAGUGAAGCAGGGUACAAACAUGACGAUACAGCGAGUGAAGCAGGGUACAAACAUAACGACACAGGGAGUGAAGCAGGGUACAAACAUGACGAUACAGCGAGUGAAGCAGGGUACAAACAUAACGACACAGCGAGUGAAGCAGGGUACAAACAUAACGACACAGCGAGUGAAGCAGGGUACAAACAUAAUGUUACAGCGAGUGAAGCAGGGUACAAACAUAACGACACAGCGAGUGAAGCAGGGUACAAACAUAACGACACAGCGAGUGAAGCAGGGUACAAACAUAACGACACAGCGAGUGAAGCAGGGUACAAACAUAACGACACAGCGAGUGAAGCAGGGUACAAACAUAACGAUACCGCGAGUGAAGCAGGGUACAAACAUAACGACACAGAGAGUGAAGCAGGGUACAAACAUGACGAUACAGCGAGUGAAGCAGGGUACAAACAUAACGACACAGGGAGUGAAGCAGGGUACAAACAUGACGAUACAGCGAGUGAAGCAGGGUACAAACAUAACGACACAGCGAGUGAAGCAGGGUACAAACAUAACGACACAGCGAGUGAAGCAGGGUACAAACAUAACGAUACAUCACAGCGUCUUUGUAGUUGUUCCCCAUACAUGAUAAUUCACUUAUUAUUAUAUUCUAUAAAGGGGAUAGUAAGGGUUGGAUAAUUCCAUAGAACACGAGCGGUCACUAUCCAGCUUUCUUAGAACAUUUACACCGGCACAUGUUGAGAUGCUUUUAUACUAGAAGGCACUGGACAAAAUCGACAUCAACAUGAAUGUAAAGCAAUGAAAAUAAUACCUGACUGUGGAAGGCCACCAAGUUAUCAACAUCAUUGGGCAAAUAAAACUAGGUUUCUUGCUCCGA